This is a messenger RNA of Mercenaria mercenaria, 793 nucleotides long. RefSeq names its product C1q-related factor-like. Lineage: Eukaryota; Metazoa; Mollusca; Bivalvia; Venerida; Veneridae. Bases 89 to 793 code for a protein of 234 amino acids. The transcript is spliced from 2 exons. Gene Ontology annotation, molecular function: protein binding. The record is from RefSeq and is a predicted model, not a curated record.
UAAUGAAAAUUCAGGAACAAAAAAUUUCUAAUCUUGAAAAGAAGUGAAAAUUAGGGAUGAAGCUUUGGCCCGUCAAAGCGCAGCGGUGAUGAAACUGGAAAGAAUUGUCCAACAACAGUCUCAGAAAAUUUCAAAACUAGAGCUUGAUGCGAGCGAAAGAAGUGUUAAACUGAAAACGAAACUGAAAUAUUUCGAAGAAAAAUGUAAGUUGAACUGUUGUAAAUUUGACGGCAGCGUUUCAAAUUAUUCUAAUUCCAUGGAUAGUAAAUCGAUUUCGCCAGUUGAAUCGAAAGAGGCCUCAAUGAAAGGACACCCAGACCAGAUGACGAAAAAACGUUUACCGAACAGAGAAAUUAGAAGAGAUCUUUUCCCAAGGCGGACAGCCAGUGCCCAUGUGUCUUUCUCUGCAUACUUAUCUUACUUUCAAGAACAUUUAGGAGUACAUCAAGUUGUCAAGUUCAACAGAGUAAUCACAAACGAUGGUAAUGCCUAUAACUCGCAUACCGGUGUGUUCACCGUACCAGUAACUGGAACCUACAUGUUCAUUUUCUAUGUCUGCUCUUCUAACACCAAUGUUCAGUUCGAUUUGGUGGUUGACGAUUCCAUAAAAGCGUCCGGAGUGGCCAAACCAUCUCCUUUAGGACAGAGCAAAGAUGUCCAAGGCGGAGGUGCGGUCAUCCUUAAGUUGAACCAAGGGGAAUCUGUAUGGAUAGAGAAUAUAGCAGCCGACAGUGCAGUAUAUAGCAGAGGCGAUGAUAGAUGGGUGACAUUUUCUGGAUUUGUAGUGUAUUAG